Molecule: messenger RNA, 540 nt
Organism: Rotaria sordida
Lineage: Eukaryota; Metazoa; Rotifera; Eurotatoria; Philodinida; Philodinidae
Source: the annotation of a GenBank genome assembly
AUGAUCAAAGCUAUACUUGUAUUUAAUACUCGUGGUCAACCACGUGCCAUAAGAUUUUUUGAAUCAUGUUCAACUGAAUUACAACAAAAAUUAAUUCGUGAAUCUUAUCAAAUAAUAUCAAAACGUGAUAUUAAUGCAUGUAAUUUUGUUGAAUACAAUGAUAAUAAAUUAAUAUAUCGUCAGUAUGCAACACUCUAUUUUGUAUUUGUUAUUGAUUCAAGUGAAUCUGAAUAUGAUAUUUAUGAAUUAAUUCAUAUAUUUGUACAAUGCUUAGAUCAAUAUUUUGAAAAUGUAUGUGAACUUGAUUUAAUAUUUCAUUCCGAUAAAGUUAAUCAUAUAUUAAAUGAAUUUUUUAUGGGUGGUUUUAUAGUUGAACGUAGUCCUGAUUUAAUUUUAAAUGAUAUACGUACUCAAAUACGUUUAGAACGACAAGAUUCAGGUGUUUUAAAGCAAAUGGGAUCAAAAAUAAAAUCUGUUGUUGAUACAAAAACAGAAAAAAUGAAAUUGGAUGUGGAAAAAAAAUUUGAUAUUAAAUUAUAA